AUGGAUGUGAAAUGCCCAGGAUGCAAUAAAACCAGCACCACCUUUAGCCAUGCACAAAUGACAGUCUGGCGUGUUGGCUGCCCCACUGUCCUCCGUCAGCCCACAGGAGGAAAAGCAAGGCUUCCAGAAGGGUGCUCCUUUAGAAGGAAGCAGCACUAG
Messenger RNA from Phyllostomus hastatus (greater spear-nosed bat), 159 nucleotides. Its product is annotated as 40S ribosomal protein S27-like. Gene Ontology annotation, molecular function: structural constituent of ribosome; RNA binding. Lineage: Eukaryota; Metazoa; Chordata; Mammalia; Chiroptera; Phyllostomidae. Gene Ontology annotation, cellular component: cytosolic small ribosomal subunit; ribosome. The transcript has a single exon. Bases 1 to 159 code for a protein of 52 amino acids. Gene Ontology annotation, biological process: translation; ribosomal small subunit assembly. The record is from RefSeq and is a predicted model, not a curated record.